This is a messenger RNA of Anopheles moucheti, 2050 nucleotides long. RefSeq names its product protein pangolin, isoforms A/H/I/S-like. Gene Ontology annotation, cellular component: beta-catenin-TCF complex. The record is from RefSeq and is a predicted model, not a curated record. The transcript has 2 exons. Lineage: Eukaryota; Metazoa; Arthropoda; Insecta; Diptera; Culicidae. The coding region runs from base 1 to 1626 and encodes 541 amino acids. Gene Ontology annotation, biological process: canonical Wnt signaling pathway; regulation of transcription by RNA polymerase II. Gene Ontology annotation, molecular function: DNA-binding transcription factor activity, RNA polymerase II-specific; RNA polymerase II cis-regulatory region sequence-specific DNA binding.
AUGCCCAACACAAACGAAAGCUCACAUUCCGGCACGACUACGACGGCGGCGGCGGCAGCAGCAGCGGCGGCAGCGAACGCCGGUGACGAUCUCGGCAGCACGGACGAGGUGAAAGUGUUCAAGGACGAGGGCGACCGGGAGGAUGAGAAGGCUUCGUCCGAGAACCUGCUGGAGGAGAAGUUUAACCUAAUCGAUCUGACCGAAAGUGCGGAAAACCUGGUAAAGAACUCGUCCGCCCGGCAGGACCUUAGCCCCACGUAUGUGCCCGCCAGCCGCUCCGAACCGACCCCGAACAGUAGUGGGGCAAGCGGUAGUGGUGGUGGUGGUGGUGGUGGUGGUGCUGGUGGGAGCGGAGGUACCAGCAGUGCCGGGAAGCUCAACUCACCCGACCAUUCGCCCGGUUUCAGCGGGAUGGGUUAUCUGCCGCCGUACCAAUACUCGAGCGGGACGGCCAGCGCACUCCAGGCGGCCGGUUCGAUGGGCAAAGGUGCGCUCGGGUUGUCGCAGUUCUUCUGCAACGAGGAUGUGCUGUCCAAUCCACCGCCCGCACACUGUGGCAUCUUGCCGUACCAGCUCGAUUCGAAAGCGAUCGGUCUGUCCGCGAGACAGUCGCUCUAUUCGUUCUCCACCAGCCAGUACCCGUACCCGUCGAUUCUAUCCUCCAACAUGCUGCCGGUCCCACCGUCAUGGCAUACACCCUCCAUGUACUCCACCGCGCCCAGCUUCCGCAACACGUACCCCUCCUCGUUACAGAUCUACACCACGCUGGCCAGCGAUCUGUACUCGCGCUAUCAAUCCUCCCAGUCGCUGCUUAACUCGGUCCACUCGCACAACGUGCUCAACCAGAGCCUGCAGCAGGUGAAGCAGGAAUCGGGCGUGAGUUUGCUAGGGGCGGGUGGAAACGGUAUCGGGCCAGAGCUCGGGGUCGGGCACAACUACAGCGUGCGGCAACACGUGCUCAGCCCGGGAAGUAAAUCGGUGGUGGUGGAUCUACCGCAGGAGUUGACGAAUCGCUUCGGCCGAGCACAGAGUGUCGGUAGCACUGGGAGUGGAGGUGGCGGCGGUGGUGGAGGAGGCGGCGGCGGUAGUGGCAUUGGCAGUGGGGCGAGCAGUGGCGGUAGCAGUGGUAGUGGUACGGCCAGCGGAGGCUCGAAGAAGAAGUGCGCCUCCGAGCGGUCGCACCAGCAACAGCAAGCGCAACAACAGAACCAGCAGCAGCAACAACCAAACCGGCCCCAUAUCAAGAAGCCGCUGAAUGCAUUCAUGUUAUACAUGAAGGAGAUGCGCGCGAAGGUGGUGGCCGAAUGUACGCUGAAGGAGUCAGCCGCCAUCAACCAAAUCCUCGGCCGCAAGUGGCACUCACUGUCACGGGACGAGCAGAGCGUGUACUACGACAAGGCGCGCCAGGAACGGCAACUACACAUGGAAAUGUAUCCUGGCUGGACGGCCCGGGAUAACUAUGGCUACGGGUCGAAAAAGAAGCGGAAAGCGAAAAAGAAGGACCAGCUCGGCAGUGAACCACCCAGCAGGCGUAAAAAAAUUUGUAUACGUAAUGAGGAAUCUGACAACUACGACGGAUCGCGUAUGUCGGACGAGUACAUGGGAAGCUACGGGACGGUCGUGUAAUAAAACACCUCUAAUGCAUCUCCCGCCCUGGUCCGACCCCUCUGUGUGCCACCACGUGGUUAAGACCUUGCUAGAAGAUCAGGCCGGCCUCCCCCAUUCGCCUCUCCAAGGAAGCGGCAGCGGCGCGAUGAGAAACGCGAAACCUUACCCAAUAAGACUUCAAACGACACCGUGUAUAUGUGUAGGAAAUAGAAGCAUAAGCGAAGAGGAAGAAAAAAAAGGAACACAACCAAUCGUUGGUAGAGUGCGCAGUGCGUGGCCAGCCUAAGCGAACGAUAGUGCGAUAUCUCUGUUUAGCAUUUAUGUGAAAAACUCGGAAAAUGUUUUACUUUUAGAUCAACCAAAAAAACCAAAACCGGGAGACAACCUCCCAGUUUUUCCCUCCCUCGCAACCCCCGGGAGGGUUGUAUCGGAACGAAUUUCU